This is a messenger RNA of Phyllostomus hastatus (greater spear-nosed bat), 2243 nucleotides long. It is a transcript of the gene CCR7, whose product is annotated as C-C motif chemokine receptor 7. The record is from RefSeq and is a predicted model, not a curated record. NCBI's taxonomy places the organism in Eukaryota, Metazoa, Chordata, Mammalia, Chiroptera, Phyllostomidae. The coding region runs from base 166 to 1305 and encodes 379 amino acids. Gene Ontology annotation, molecular function: C-C motif chemokine 19 receptor activity; chemokine (C-C motif) ligand 21 binding; chemokine (C-C motif) ligand 19 binding. Gene Ontology annotation, cellular component: membrane. Gene Ontology annotation, biological process: immune response; chemotaxis; inflammatory response. The transcript has 3 exons.
GUCAGUGGCACGCUGUCACUUCUCACACCCCUUACGUUUGAAAGGGGCUGGGAAAGCGGUGGCUCCUCUUGCUGCUUAAAAGGGGCACACACCACUUCCUCCCUAGACAGGGGAGUACAAGCCCCGGCACAGCCUUCCUGUGUGGUUUCGGCGCCCGAAAGUGUCAUGGACUUGGGGAAGCCAAUGAAAAGCGUGCUGGCGGUGGCUCUCCUUGUCAUCUUCCAGGUGUGCCUGUGCCAAGAUGAGGUCACGGACGACUACCUGGGAGAAAACACCACGGUGGACUACACGCUGUACGAGUCGGUGUGCUUCAAGAAGGACGUGCGGAACUUCAAGGCCUGGUUCCUCCCGAUCAUGUACUCCGCCAUCUGCUUCGUGGGCCUGCUGGGCAACGGGCUGGUGGUGCUGACCUACAUCUACUUCAAGAGACUCAAGACCAUGACCGACACCUACCUGCUCAACCUGGCCGUGGCGGACAUCCUCUUCCUCGUGACCCUGCCCUUCUGGGCGUACAGCGCAGCCAAGUCCUGGACCUUCGGCAUCCACAUGUGCAAGCUCAUCUUCGGCAUCUACAAGAUCAGCUUCUUCAGCGGCAUGCUCCUGCUCCUUUGCAUCAGCAUCGACCGCUACGUGGCCAUCGUCCAGGCCAUCUCGGCCCACCGCCACCGGGCCCGGGUCCUUUUCAUCAGCAAGCUGUCCUGUGUGGGCAUCUGGAUGCUGGCCACGGUGCUGGCCAUCCCGGAGCUGCUGUACAGCGGCAUCCAGAGGAGCAGCAGCGAGCAAGCCUUGCGGUGCUCCCUCAUCACGGAGCACGUGGAGGCCCUGAUCACCGUCCAGGUGGCCCAGAUGGUGGUGGGCUUUCUGAUCCCCCUGCUGGCCAUGAGCUUCUGCUACCUCGUCAUCAUCCGCACCCUCCUGCAGGCGCGCAACUUCGAACGCAACAAGGCCAUCAAGGUGAUCAUCGCCGUGGUGGUGGUCUUCAUAGCCUUCCAGCUGCCCUACAACGGGGUGGUCCUGGCCCAGACCGUGGCCAACUUCAACAUCACCACCGCCAGCAGCUGUGAGCUCAGCAAGCAGCUCAACAUCGCCUACGAUGUCACCUACAGCCUGGCCUGCGUCCGCUGCUGUGUCAACCCUUUCUUGUACGCCUUCAUCGGCGUCAAGUUUCGCAAUGACCUCUUCAAGCUCUUCAAGGAGUUGGGCUGCCUCAGCCAGCAGCAGAUCCGGCAGUGGUCUUCCUGCCGGCACAUCCGGCGUUCCUCGAUGAGCGUGGAGGCCGAGACCACCACCACCUUCUCCCCGUAGAGGCUCCUCUUGCCUGGACUAACCCGAACCCUAACCCUAAACUUUCCCAGGGUCCACGGCUGGGGACAGGGGGCAGAUGACAUAACUCAGGACCCAAAAGCUGCUGAGGAAAAGGUGGUUCUGGCCCUUCAGGUUGAUCUCGUGGUGAAAGCCCAUGCCGCAGGAGACAGAUGCCGCCCCAUGCUAGCUACCUCAACCAAGUCUGCAGAGGCGUGGCGGAUAAGCUACCAGAUCCAGCAACGCUCCAAUACCAAAGCUGUUGUCCCCUAAACCAAAAACCAAAAGUGAAAGUCGAGAAAGUUCACACCUCCUGAAGAGAAGGGACAGGCGCUGGUGAGAGCCAGGGCGGGUACAAGGGCCUGGGGAGCCCUCCGAGGGAGCCUUCAGGGGCUGCAGCGAGGUCUUCCAGGAAGCAACGCUGUAUCUCCCCCAGACCAGAGGUGGUGGGAAGACUGCUUGUCAGGGAAAGGGAGACGCCCCUGGGUCGACUAACGCUCUGAAUUCCUCCCUUCCUCUCUCUUUUUCCACUAUCAUCCACACCAGCAAAAAAUGGCAACCCUGAACCUCCCUAAAAGCACACUUCCCUCUCUCGAGCGCUCCGGGAGAGGCGUGGUGUUUCCUGCAGGCCAGGCUAGCUGCCUCCGGACGGCCAAAGCUGAGUCCCCAGCCAAGGCUCCGAGCGGGGAUGACGUGUGUCUCCGCUCCAAUAGGACGGAGGAGGGGGCCGAGAGCAAGGCUAGGGGCCAGGGUGUGGGUGACAAUGCUGGCUGCCGGAGGCCAACAUGCUGCUGCUUUGUUCUUCGUCACAGGGACAAAAGAAUGUCAUCCUGUUCUGUUUCCAGUUCAUUAAGAGAGUGCAUGUUACUCAUACACAAAUAAAAGUUUUUCCCCUUGAGGAAACAAGAGCUUUAAAAGAAAGGAAAAAAAAAAUUUUUUUU